GUUGAUACUUGAGACGAGGUGUGGAAAAUAAAACAGUACGACACGACAGAUGACAGAUGUGGAAUUCGAAAGCUCCGUCGUCAGUCGAACAGGGUUGACGGCAAUUGCUCCUCCGUGCGUGAGAUGAGAGAGAACAAAGCCUCCAAAUCUUCGUCUUCAACGUCUGCUUGUGCCCUUCUUCGAGACGCAUACCACAAUUGCUUCAACAGGUGGUACGCCGACAAGUUCAUGAAGGGUCACUGGGACAAACAAGAAUGCGUUUCCGAGUGGCAAAAAUACAGAGCGUGCCUUUCUCAACAUUUGGAUGAUAAACAUCUGAUUCGUUUCUUAGAGGCUGAAGGCAUUGUUCAAGAUGGUGGUGUUGCUUCUCAGUGACUUGCAGGGAGUUAGACACUACAUGAGUUUCAGGUAGACUCUGGAGUUUGACAACCUAGACAAUGAGUGAUGGGAUGCAGAGCCCUAGAAGAUAUUAGGAUGUCUUUCAACUGCAUUCUGGAUCUCUGUAAUAACACUGUUGUUUUGGGCUUUGGAGGGGGGAUAUUAAGCUAAGCUGUCUUGCAAGGUUCAGUUAUUCAUAAACUCACUACUUCAAACGAUUUCAUGCUAGUCCCCCCAGGUCUUUGAAGAAAUGAGUUUUAAGCAAGUCAAAUUGAUUUCCUUACUUACAAUUUUAUAUAUACAUGAUUCCACGAGUUAAUUUGUGAGUUUCAUGAACACCAUCACAGCUGUGUCCUAGCAUAAACAAACGGAUACCCAUAUCUCAGGCUCCUAGUUUUAGUGAACCCAUCGCAACUUUCUGCAAUGAACCCAGUGGUCAAGCCAUUAUCUCGUAUCCUCAGGUGAACAAGGUUAAUCAUGCAUCAAUUUCAUCCACCAUUAUCUUAAGUAAUUCUGAACCUUGUGAUUUGUGAAGAAUUAGUUAUGUUCUUUUUGUGUCCCUUGCAAAUUAA
Messenger RNA from Cajanus cajan (pigeon pea), 950 nucleotides. RefSeq names its product protein phosphatase. The record is from RefSeq and is a predicted model, not a curated record. Lineage: Eukaryota; Viridiplantae; Streptophyta; Magnoliopsida; Fabales; Fabaceae. Gene Ontology annotation, cellular component: mitochondrial intermembrane space; cytosol; nucleus. Gene Ontology annotation, biological process: phospholipid translocation. Gene Ontology annotation, molecular function: phosphatidic acid transfer activity.